GCGCCCGUGGCCACGAGUCGGCCGACGUUCAUUGACGACCUCCGCAUGCACUGCUCGGACUGCGGCUGCGAGGUCCAGUUGGACGACAAGGUCAGGCUGCGCAACAAGGGGCGGGGCAAUUUCAGAUGCCCGCGCUGCGCGUGCAAGAUCACACAGCUCAGCAGGGAGCUGGGGGAGUGGCCGACAGCAGAAUUCUCCGCCCUCGACGACGAGGCCAAGAAGCAGUUUUACAACGGCGUGCGGGACAUCACCACCGCCAAGGACGUCGUCGCCCACUUCCGCGAGUACAUGAAGGGGUUCGAAGAGCACACCGAGUGGUAUGCGGAAGGCGGCGAGCUCUUGCCGCUGAGCGUGUGGGCGACCCGCGGGUUCGACACGGAUACCAUCAAGGACAUGUCUCAUCCGUGGGACAUCCGCCCCGACCGCAUGUUCACGAACACUUACCGCGUCCCGAUCUACUCGGCGGGCACGGCAGGAAAGAAGGGCAAGCGCCGCGAUGACGUGGCGGAGAGGGGCGGCAAGCGGGCUAAAGUUGCUGGCGCCGAAUCCGACAAGUCGGAGAGUUCCUCCGACAGCAGUUCCUCCGAUAGCAGGCGCCACAAGAAGAAGAGGAAGAGCCGCACGGACAAGAAGAGCAAAAAAGAGAAGGACUCAAGAAAGGCAAAGAAGGAGAAGGAGCGCGAGAAGCAGGCCAAACUCCUGGAGGCCGCCGCCAAGAAGCAAGCCGCGAAGGCCAUGAAAGGUGCUGAGUCUGUGAGGGACAAGGUCCAGGAGAUGCGCGACUCUUUGGUAACCAUCGUCGGCAACCCCAACUUCGCUGGGAUGCCGCCGAACGUUCGCACCACCGUCGAGGAGGACAACAUCAAGGUCCAGGACAUCUACAAUGACGUCGAGGCGAUCAUCCGCGGCGACAACGAUCGCACCAUCCGCCACUGCCCCGACGUCAAGGCGAUCAAGAGCUACCUGGCCGACGUGAAGCGCAAGCUGGAGACGGUGCGCACGUUGAUCCGCCAGGCGGGCACGUUCUGA
Molecule: messenger RNA, 1029 nt
Organism: Prorocentrum cordatum
Lineage: Eukaryota; Dinophyceae; Prorocentrales; Prorocentraceae
Source: the annotation of a GenBank genome assembly